Mytilus californianus (California mussel) is the source of this 6492-nucleotide messenger RNA. RefSeq names its product protein quaking-A-like. Bases 104 to 1318 code for a protein of 404 amino acids. The transcript has 11 exons. Gene Ontology annotation, cellular component: nucleus. Lineage: Eukaryota; Metazoa; Mollusca; Bivalvia; Mytilida; Mytilidae. Gene Ontology annotation, molecular function: mRNA binding. The record is from RefSeq and is a predicted model, not a curated record. Gene Ontology annotation, biological process: regulation of mRNA splicing, via spliceosome.
AAAGUUUUCAUGAAAGAGGGAUCAGAAUAUUGUAGUGUUUGUAGUUUGGUAUCUAACCCUUCUUAACUCAGGUAGUUUUGCUACAGAGCUGAAAGCUUUUAACAUGGGGACUGAAACUAACAAAGAUGAGCGUAACACGCCAGAAUAUUUAGCACAGUUAUUAAAAGACAAGAAACAAAUUCAGGCAUUUCCAAGUGUUUUUAUUCACUUGGAAAAACUUUUAGACGAAGAAAUUAACCGUGUGAGAUUAGCAUUAUUUCAUCAUAAAGGCAACCAACGAGAAGAGUUAAUGUUACCUGAUGGAAUAGGUCCAGUACAGACAUUCUCAGAAAAAUUAUAUGUACCAACCAAAGAACACCCAGAAUUUAAUUUUGUGGGUCGAAUAUUGGGACCCCGGGGGAUGACAGCAAAAGAAUUGGAACAAUACACAGGCUGUAAAAUAAUGGUACGAGGAAAAGGUUCCAUGAGAGAUAAAAAGAAGGAAGACCAGAAUAAAGGCAAACCUAACUGGGAACAUUUAAACGAUGAACUUCAUGUAUUACUAACAGUAGAAGACACAGCUAAUAGAGCUGAAGCUAAAUUAAAGAAGGCAGUAGAAGAAGUUAAUAAACUAUUAGUACCUGCACCCGAUGGGGAAGACGAUUUAAAGAAACGACAACUCAUGGAGUUAGCUAUCAUAAAUGGCACUUAUCGUGACACUUCUAAACCUUCUACAUCAUCGGCCUCACAAACAUCUACGACUCUUGAUGGUAGAAUGAUCUUGACAUCCCCAAUGGGCAACCCUUUUGCUGCACUAAAUGGAGCAGACCCUACCAAAAUGAAUGGCCAGGUUGAUGGUGGAAUGAUCUUGUCAUCCCAAUUUGGCAACCCUUUUGCUGCACUAAACGGAGGGUUUACAGACCCUGCCAAAAUGAAUGGCCAUGGUCAUGACCCACAUUCUUACUUUCAGAGGUUAUCAGAGGCUCAUAGAAUGAUAGCUACAACUUCACCUUUGACUGGUGUACAACAGACAUUGCGUUCUCCUGGUCCUGCAGGAGCACCUCUCAUCUUGGCUCCAAGAAUGCAAAACAUACCCACAAGUUCAGCAGGCCUGAUCAGUGGCCCACCACCACCUCUUGUUUCACCAACAGAUGCCAGUGGUGCUGCUAGUCUGAUAUAUAAUCCCUACAGUGAUUUCCCAUAUGGGUAUUCACCGGCGGCAUCAAUCAUAGAAUAUCCCAGUCACUUAGACCAGACUGCAGCUGGUGCUGUGCCUAAAAUCAGGAGGGCAGUCGAAGGACUUAGAACGCACCCUUAUGCAAGGGUGACACUUUCAUAAUAGAUUUAAGGAAGCUGCAUUCAACUAACACAAUCCUGGUCACAAAGAUCCCAUGCCUGAUCCGCUUCCACUAGUAACCAGGGCUUGGUAGGAGUUUCUCAGUGCACCCGAGAAUUCUCUCAAUGUGGUGGGUACCACAGAAUGCUGAAUAAACACUAACUCGGGUCAUCAUACUCCAAGACUAACUCAGGACCACAGAUUCAAUAACUUUUGUCCAGGAUUGGUUGAAUCGAAUCCGUGCCAACAAAUUUAUCACCAGUUAAGUGCCUGACAAACUAACUGUUGUUGACUAUAUUGUUUGUAAUUAUACUCAAGUUUAACAUUGUUAUGUAAAGAAUCUGCAUUUAUUCACCUCAGCUGAAACACAUUGUUAUUAACAGAAGUCUAUUGUUUAUGUAUAAUGAUUCAUAUUUUAUUGUUUAAAACGUAGACAUUAGUUUUUGUGCUUUUACUGUACUUUAAUCAUGUGGUGUCUUCCAGAAAAAGGCUCAUAAUUGUUCUCAACUAUCAUUUUAGAUAUUAUUUUCACUUAAUAUCAAAGUUUUAUAUUCUGAGAUUUGAUCUGAAUAGAAAGUGAACAUUUCUGAGCCUUUUCCUUAAUUAAAAUUUCUAUAUUACUAUGAGAACAACUUAAUUUGUGAUAUUUCCACAAAAUAACCAGUAUAAAUUGCCAAGGUAACAAUCAUGUGAUGUCUUCUUUAGUAACCAAGUGUAUUGCUAUGGUUAUAUAGAAUUAAUUUUCCCCAUGGUAACUGAUUUUUUUCUGUCACUAUGGUAACAAGCUAUUUAUAUCCACAUUUAUAGAACAAAUCAUAUCAUUAUUUUUUGUGAAAGAGAUUAACUUUUUUAUAUAUUUUAUUUUUUCAAACUUUUGGCAACCAGUACUUAGAUAUUAGAAUCAAAACUUUUUUUAUAUUUUAUUGAAGAUGAUCGUUGUAUUAUAUUUGUAAUUAUUUCGGUGCUUAUUUGGAAGAACAAAUUGCUCCAAAGAAUAAUUAUGAUUGCAUUUAGGUUCAUUGUAUUAAUGAUACCAGAUUAAGUAUUUGUGAUGGCUUUAUAGAACAGAACACUGUUUUAUUAUUGUUUAUGUAAAGAAUACACUUAAAUUAAUUCACAAUUAAUUAUUUUCAUUUAUUUUUGAAAAUGUAUUAUUUUGUUAAAUGUGAGAGAAACCCAAAACAAUUUUAAUGGAUAAUGGCUUACAAGUAGAAAAAUUUGACAAAUUAAACCGCUUUUACAUUUUACAUUUUUAUAUGAAGUGUUCUAUGAGAAUAAUGCACAGGAUUUUGUAUAAUAAUUUAAUUUUGUUCAAUAGUCAUUGCUUCAUUAAUCAGAUAUGGAUAAUAGUCGCUAUGCAAUGAAAAUGUGAUUAUUUUUUUAACAUGUGAUGAAUCAUGUGACCUGUGUACAUACUCAGCGAAACAGUUCAUAAUAUUGUCACAAAAUGUAGAUAUUUAACAUUAACUUCAAACAGCAGCUGUAGCUAUCACUUCUCGGUAAAAAUAGGUAAUAAAGCCAUAGAAUUUGUAUAUUAUGCAGUGCUAUAUGCAUCGAUAUAUAUUAAGGACAAUAAAUAAAAAUUAAAUGAGGGGAAAAUAUUUGGUAAAAAUGGACAUUUUUUGAAACAUUCUAUAGCAAUAUUUAAACACAAUUCAAUUUACAAUCGGGACUAAUUUUAUUAUCCAAAUAUGAGAAGAGGUUUUCUUCUUUUUCAUUUUAGCUUUAUUAACCAACUAUAAAAAGAAAAAACAAAUGGACAUGUUUUUAAAACAUCUUCUUUCAUGACUAAUUUUCCUCAUAUGCUCUUAUGAGAGACCUAAAUGUACAUUUAUUAUGUACUUGAGAAUUUAAUACUUCAGCUGCUGUCAGAAGUACCAAUUACUUUAUAUGAGAUUUUUGCUACAAGUGCAAUUAAUUGUACUCGUGUAUUGUACAGCAUUAUGUAAUUGCAAUACAAUUUACUCUUAUAUCACCAUGUAUUAAAAGAACCCACCAGAACCCCACUGUAGAUUAUAGAUAAUGUACUCAUAUAUGUAUGGCUGUUAAAUGCUUAAUUCUAUAUGUAGGUAAAAUCUUGUAUGAUACAUAUUUUAUAUUUAGUAUCUAUCUGCAAAUACUACCAAUCAUUCACUGAUAACAAAAAUCCUUGUUUUAGAAGGGUAAGGUUGAUGAUAAAUAUGCAAAAUAAACCCCCUUAACGUUUAUGAUAAUCUUAUAAGUUGUAAUAAUUGCAAGAAGAAGAGUAAGGUUUUGUUGAAAAUCUUUUUGCUAAACAAUUUUAUUGGUUGUGCUUCCAUGCACUCUUUGUUUGGAAGGCAACAAGUGGUUGUAUAUGGUUGUGGAGAAAAAAAAUGAUAUACAAAAUAUAACAAUUGAUUGUAAAUUACACUGCCUGAUGAAUUGCUAAGGUUGAAAAUAGCAAUACACUGCAAAUACUUAUUUAAAAGAGGUUUGAUGAUUGAUUUUGUUUUAUGAAGUGCAUUUCACAGCCAUACAUAUCUGUAAACUUUCAGUCAUGCAUUUCUAAAAUAUAACUCAAAAUAUACAAGCAUGAUCAUUUCUAUAGCAUUUUUCUUGUGUUGAUUUUUUUGAUACAAAGACUUUUGUUGACUGUUUUGAAGGCAUAAUAUUGUUGUACUAACUAUGAAUUAAAAUUUGUUUUGCUAUCAUAGAAAUACAUACCAAUAUAGUUGAAAGUAUUUUGUACAAAAGUAUUCAACCAUUUGAUGAUUUUUUAUGGCUUUGGAUUAUCUUCAUUUUAAUAUUCAGGUGGUAAAUGAUUUUUAAAAAAUUGUGAACUUCAGAGAAAUUAAAAGCAUUUGGAAUUUCUGUAAAAAUAGAUCUGUGUAUUUGAGACAGAAAAUAUUAUCUUUUUUUUUUAAAACAAUUAAAAAAUUCAGUUCAAGUUUUAUACAAAAAAAGAUACAUAUGGGAAACAUGACCUGUCUUUUAAACUAUAUGUAUCUGUACAUUGUCUUUGAAUCAAUGAGACUUCUCUGAUGUUUAGAAAAUAAAACCAUAAAUGAUGGUAGUACAUGUAUGUAAAUAGUAAAUCCCUGAUACCAGUAUCCCAGGAAGGUGGGGUGGUAUAGUUGUAUGUAUUUCUUUGAUAGAUGAUUACUGUUUCUGACAGAAUAAUGAGUUUUUUUUGUAUAGUCGAUCAUUUACUCCUCUCAAAAGAUUGGGGAAACAUUUGGUAAAUAAGAAAGUGAAAAUGUUUUCAGUAAAUUCUGUCAGUUCAGUAUGUUAUGUAGUAUUUUGAAGAAUCUCAUUAACAAUAUAUUAUGAAUACUCCAUACUGCCGCUAAUCUCUGCUGCUGAUAAUAAAAAAAAGAUGGAUUUUAAUGUUUUCUGUUCAGUUUUUUACUAACACACUUAUUGCAUGCAUUGUUGACCUGAUUGUUUGAGAAAAGAGACAUUGAUAUUCAAGUAUGUAUUAAUACUGGGAUCAAUUCAUUAGAUAUGUGAUAAGAUGGAACAUUUCUCGUGGGAAAGGGUAUGGGGGAAGAUUCAAUAAGCUUGUGUAACUUAUGAUUGUCUACUUAAAGCUUAAAUGUAUAAAAAAAAAUCUUAACCUAGGAUGAACAGUAACAUCUGAAGGGCAUUUUACAGGUAUACAGGGUAUCUACAGGGUAUAGAUAUAUAUCUAGAAACUGAAUACUCGGGACUAUUUUGGUCCAUACAUUUUUCACAGGGGUAUGUAAAUAUUCAAAAAAGAAACGGACCGUUAAUGUUUGAAUAUCAGUGUCUUUUCAAACCAAUUGUAAUGAAAUGAGUUUAAAUACUAUCCUGUUAAUUACUUUGCUUGUUGAAUUGAUUUGAGCUUAAACUAACCAUUGCUCAGUCCCAAGUACUCUCUCAAUUUCUGUAACUACACCUGAAGCAUGGAGAAACCACAGCAUAGCAAGGUAGGUUUCAUCUGUCGAAUAUCUGAACAUCUUGCAUUAACAAUAUUUCUAAGCAAUAAUAUAGAACCUACACCUGAAGCAUUUGCAUGUGACAAUAAAUGGCAGCAUACCCAAAAAACAAUCAAAAAUUCAUUACCCAUAUAAGUAUUGGCCUGAAAGAGAGAGGAAAUGAUUUAUAGUUUAGAUAGGUGUUAGGCUCAGAAGGGAAUUCACAUUUGACAUUAAUUUUGUCUAAUGUGUGAUAUUUAUUUGUACAAAGUAUGCAAAGAAAAAAAAAUCAUAGCCCAUAAAUAUUAGUAUAUGUAAUAGUAAAUUUGGUUAUUUAUUAUUAACACAUUUCUAACAAAUUUAACAUGCUUUGAGUGUUCAUAAUUAACGGCAUGACUUUCGAGAAAUCCAUUUAUACACUGACACAACAUUCAUAACUUCUAAUCAAAGGCUCUUAAAUGUUGGGUACACAUGAGAAGGAACUUUUAUACCCUUUAACAUCAAUAUGGGAGGAUAUAUAUUUAAAAAGAUUUAACAGCAGUAGCCCAAAUUUUAUUCAAAGCAUAAGAGGUGGGACUUGUAUUUAUUUGAUCCUUACGUAGUUCAUUGCAAUGAUUUUGUUAAUUGACAGCACAAUUCAGUGUUUAAUGCUGUCAUCAAAGGUCGAUAUUUUUUGUUUUGUGAAGAACAAUCAAUGUGCAUAUGAACAAUCUUGUUCACUUUCAAGAAAGUAUUUAAUGUUCACAUGCAUAAUAACCAUUAAUUGAACGAGAAUGGCUUUAAAUGAAACUUGAUUUAUAAACUUUUAAAGAUAGCAAGAAAAUUAGAAAUUUUCGUGGAACUGUGAUAUUUUUUUUUUAUAAAGAAUGUUUUUUUUUGUGCCAUUUUCAUUCUUUAUAUCUACAUUUGUUGUGUCUUGCCAAAAUUUAGCAUGUAUAGUACAUGUCAUUCUAUCCUUUCAACCUAACAAUACUCUAUGCUUUUAUAUUAAUUCACAGGGGAGGUAAUUCAGUCCCCCGAAAGGGAGGAAACUUUGCUAAAUCUUGAAGGGGAGAUAACCAUGACAUUUUGUAUGUGUGCUCACUUUGAUAGUGAUGGUUUUUAGUCAGUAUUUUUAUUUACUAUUGUUGUAUUUGGCCAUUUUUGUCUUGACAUCAUGUUGAAUCUCAUCAUGACUUUGAUGUGUUGCAAGGCCAACACAAUUUAUUAUAUUGAGAGAGAUUUUUUUUAUAUAAUUAAAGUAAAUUGUAAAAAAAAAUAUACAUUCUUUCAUCUCCA